AUGGUCGACUCCGGUUAUCAAUCAAAUCUCAGCCUAUUGCGGGAAUUCCUGGAUGAAUACCGUUCGGUUAUGAGGCAGGAAACUCCUGGUCCCAUCCCACGCCUGGCUUUUAACUAUGUUCGCGCCUGCUUGAGUUUGCUGGGCCAGUAUCCCAACAAGAAGUUGGCUAGUUUGUCUCUGUACCGAUGGAUCAACUUGUUCAUAAUGUGCAAUGUGUUGAACGCUUUCUGUACCAUGGUCUUGGCCCUGCCGGAGUCCAAGAACGUGAUCGAUAUGGGCGAAGACCUGGUGUGGAUUUCAGGGAUGGGUUUGGUUUUCAUCAAGAUAUUCUACAUGCAUUUGCGGUGCGACGAGAUCGAUGACAUUAUUUGGGAUUUUGACUACUACAAUCGGGAACUGAGGCCUCACCAUACCGAUGAGGAGGUCUUCGGCUGGCAGAGGCUAUGCUAUUUGAUAGAAUCGAGUCUAUAUAUAAAUUGCUUUUUUCUGGUCAACUUCUUUAACGCUGCUAUUUGCCUGCAGCCCUUGUUGGGUGAGGGAAAGUUACCCUUUCACUCUAUUUGGCCCUUUCAAUGGCAUCGCCUGGAUCUGCACCCGUAUAUGUUUUGGUUUCUGUACAUCUGGCUCGCUGCCACCUCGCAGCAUAACCUAUUGAGCAUCUUAAUGGUUGACAUGUUCGGCAUUUCAACGUUCUUGCAAACGGCUUUGAAUCUCAAGCUGCUGUGCAUCGAAAUGAAGAAGCUGGGCGAGAUGAGGGUCAGUGAUGCCAGGUUCCAUGAGGAGUUUUGUCGUGUGGUUCGCUUCCACCAGCACAUUAUCAAGCAAGUGGAGAAAGCCAAUAGAGCUUUUAAUGGCGCCUUCAAUGCCCAGAUGAUGGCCAGUUUUUCACUUAUUUCCAUAUCCGCUUUCGAGACCAUGGUUGCAGCUGCUGUCGAUCCUAAAAUGGCCGCCAAGUCUGUGCUCCUCAUGGUGGUGGCAUUCACCCAGUUGUCACUUUGGUGCGUCUCGGGCACUUUGGUUUAUACUCAGUCUUUAGAAGUUGCCCAGGCUGCUUUCGAUAUAGAUGAUUGGCACACCAAGGCCCUUACCAUCCAGAGGGACAUAUCAUUUGUGAUUUUACGAGCCCAGAAGCCACUAAUAUAUGUGGCCGAACCCUUUCUGCCCUUUACUCUGGGAACAUAUAUGCUGGUCCUGAAGAAUUGCUAUCGUUUGCUGGCCCUGAUGCAAGAAUCAAUGUAG
This is a messenger RNA of Drosophila eugracilis, 1239 nucleotides long. RefSeq names its product odorant receptor 47b (gene Or47b). Gene Ontology annotation, biological process: detection of chemical stimulus involved in sensory perception of smell; sensory perception of smell. The coding region runs from base 1 to 1239 and encodes 412 amino acids. The transcript has 6 exons. Gene Ontology annotation, molecular function: olfactory receptor activity; odorant binding. NCBI's taxonomy places the organism in Eukaryota, Metazoa, Arthropoda, Insecta, Diptera, Drosophilidae. The record is from RefSeq and is a predicted model, not a curated record. Gene Ontology annotation, cellular component: plasma membrane.